GGCGGGUCGUUUCUGCAGUCGUUCAAGAUGAGUCUCAGCGAAAAGGUGGUGAUCGUGACGGGCGCAAGCAGCGGUAUUGGUGCAGCCAUUGCCCAGGUUUUGGCCCGCGAGGGAGCCCUUCUGGCGCUGGUGGGUCGCAACGUAGCUAACCUGGAGGCCACCCGGAAGACCCUACAGCAGCAGGUGAAGGGCAUUCGGGCGGAGAUCAUAGCCGCGGACGUGACCAAGGAUGCAGCGGCCAUUGUCCAGCAGACGAUCACUCAGUUCGGCCGCAUCGAUGUGCUGGUAAACAACGCCGGAAUCCUGGGCAAGGGCGGCCUCAUUGACCUGGACAUCGAGGAAUUCGACUCGGUGCUAAACACGAACCUGCGCGGCGUCGUCCUCCUCACCAAGGCGGUGCUGCCACAUCUCCUGCAGACCAAGGGAGCCGUGGUCAAUGUGAGCAGCUGUGCCGGUCUGCGACCCUUUGCGGGCGCUCUCAGCUACGGUGUGUCCAAGGCGGCCCUCGACCAGUUCACCCGGAUCGUGGCCCUCGAGAUGGCCCCACAGGGAGUGCGCGUCAACUCGGUGAAUCCCGGCUUUGUGGUGACCAACAUCCACCAGCGCAUUGGCAUCGUCGAUGAGGAAUACAACGGCAUGCUGCAGCGGGCCAUCGCCUCCCAUCCCAUGGGCCGUGUUGGGGACGUGUUCGAGGUGGCCGAGGCCGUAGCCUUCCUGGCCAGCUCCAAGGCCAGCUUCACCACCGGCGCUCUCUUCCCCAUCGACGGCGGCAAGCACAAUCUGACGCCUCGUUAAUCAUCCGCCGCCUCCGACCCUAAUUAUACUCCCUCUUAUAUUUUCCAUUUCCUCUCCCUUUUUUUUUCAAUAAAUAAAUAAUAAGCAACCGUC
Messenger RNA from Drosophila pseudoobscura, 888 nucleotides. Its product is annotated as 3-oxoacyl-[acyl-carrier-protein] reductase FabG. Bases 28 to 795 code for a protein of 255 amino acids. The transcript has a single exon. NCBI's taxonomy places the organism in Eukaryota, Metazoa, Arthropoda, Insecta, Diptera, Drosophilidae. Gene Ontology annotation, molecular function: oxidoreductase activity. The record is from RefSeq and is a predicted model, not a curated record.